This is a messenger RNA of Racocetra persica, 146 nucleotides long. NCBI's taxonomy places the organism in Eukaryota, Fungi, Glomeromycota, Glomeromycetes, Diversisporales, Gigasporaceae. The record is from the annotation of a GenBank genome assembly.
UACAUGGAGGUAGAAAUGAUUCCCACCGUCAAUAUUUACGACAAUUGGCAUGUAGGCAUAAAAUAGGUCAUGCUUUAUCAGUUGAACAUUAUGGUGUAAUGAAUGACAGACCAAAUACCCCAGCACCUAAACAAGAAAAUAGUGAG